Messenger RNA from Phanerochaete carnosa HHB-10118-sp, 1219 nucleotides. RefSeq lists its product as uncharacterized. The transcript has a single exon. The record is from RefSeq and is a predicted model, not a curated record. Bases 7 to 336 code for a protein of 109 amino acids. NCBI's taxonomy places the organism in Eukaryota, Fungi, Basidiomycota, Agaricomycetes, Polyporales, Phanerochaetaceae.
UCCUCUAUGGCUGUACCGAAGACGACGUCUGAGCGCGACAAUGCAAGCUUAAUCGCCAAAUGUUAUCUCUAUCCGCACACGGAACGUCUCGAUGGCUCGCUCAGCCUGUUCAUCGCCAUUUGCGCCCUCGUCUUCGUCGUCUUCGUCGUCAUCCUCUCCGUCGCCUCAACCUUCUGGGGAAUCUACAGCGGGACGCGCCUGUGUACUCCGUCUCAGCAGGCGUCUGGCAUCUCCACCGCAGAGUUGCAUCUCUUGCUACUCUUCGCCGACCCUAUUGUGACGCCUCCGCUGCGCUGGCUCCACAUUCGCUCGCCGGCCACCGCCUGCGUCUUCUAAACGAUUCUGGAAAUACUGCGUCCCUAUCCGAUGCCACUCCCUCCCACCAUGAGCCCUAAUCUGACUACAUUCGCCCCUCCACGUACAGUAUCUGUCGAUAAUCUGCGGGGUGCUUGGAGCUAGACGCACGACUUCAAAGUGUUCUCCGAGGUUCACGUCUCCUGUUCAACCAGCUCUGUCCGCCCGUACCCGCAGUUUCGUUGUUGUCCUCAGGCACAACCGCUCGCCGCGUACCGGUACUCGAGCAGAAUGAGGUUGGCCCACGAAGAAGGCUUCGCCAGUGGAGAGUCUCGAGAGGGUGAAGAAGGUCGGAGCUUUCGGGACGGGGGACUAACGUCAGCAGGUGCAAGCGAAGGCGAGCCGCACGCGGAAGAUCAUUGGCUCAAGAUACGCAUACCACGAUUAGCUGCUUGUGUGUAAGGUCUGACAGACAUAUCCAGGGUACGAUGCCUGGACGAGCACCUCGCGUGCAGCACCUAAUGGCGAAGUACAUUGGCAAAGACGCGACGACUGCGUUCUUUCGGCGGUGUAUGCGAUCACUCGAACGCCGCUCACAACGUGAACACGAGGCGGACUCCUUUCUCUGUCGCGCGCGCGAUUCCGCUGAUGCUGUGUUCGUAGGACGAAGCGCAUCGAGAUUCUGCACGGCGGUAUCCAGCAUAGUCUACAGGAGGUGACGAUCUCACUCGCGCGGUGAAACGAGCUUAGCGGGUCGCCGUAGUGCUUGUCGUGCGCGAUGUCGGACAACGAGAACGUGCUCGGCUCGACGCCGUCCCCACUUUUGGUUGCCUUUCAAUAUUGUACCGUCAUCCGUCGCUGAGAUGGCUUUAUAUAAAGACAGCUCAAUAUUAAUACUACAUCCUUCCCUGUAUGAGCAGGCAGU